Messenger RNA from Pangasianodon hypophthalmus (striped catfish), 6036 nucleotides. Its product is annotated as E3 ubiquitin-protein ligase TRIM35. Lineage: Eukaryota; Metazoa; Chordata; Actinopteri; Siluriformes; Pangasiidae. The transcript is spliced from 6 exons. Gene Ontology annotation, molecular function: zinc ion binding; protein binding. The record is from RefSeq and is a predicted model, not a curated record. The coding region runs from base 2721 to 4184 and encodes 487 amino acids.
UUAUGAGGGCUGACCUGAAAUGCUGGAUCUAUAUCGAAUUACAUCGGACAUGUAUAUCUGAACAUGCUGUUUUGUUUUUUUUUUAACGCAUAUGGACAGGCUGUGUCGUGAGACUUGGCACAGCUCAAUGCAUGUGAACACAAGUCACAAAUUGUCUUAAAGCACACCUCUGAUGUUUCACACAGCUUGGUAAUGGAGGAGAAUGUCAGUCAAUAACCAGAUCUCUGAUCAUUUAUAUCAGUGUUUCUCAAAGUUGGGUCUGUGAUGCAUAAACCCCUGAAUCUGUGUUUUGUUUGUUUGUUUUUUUUUAAUUUCCAUACAGUGGUAGAAAUCAUAACUCACCAUUAUCAAAGUGGUUAUUAUUAUUAUUAUUAUUUUUUUAAAUUAUUAUUACUAUAAUUGCUCCCUCUAAUUGAAUGGGUUUGAUCCAGACAUCUAUAGCUCAAAAGCUAGUAACCUAUAAAUAAUGUUUACUUAGACAUGAUGUGUUCUGUCAGUGAAAUGUUCAGGAACAGAAAGCUCUAAUAAUGAUUUAAAACAAUCUUCAGGAAAUACAUCUUUACCGAGGGGGUCAUGGAAUUUAUUUUACAGUCAAUGGGGCUACAAAAUAUUUGAGAACCCCUAAUUUACUUCAUAUUAAUCAUUAAUGGACUUUACAACUAUCACCGAUCGCUUGAGGAUGUCGUAGGGGCAAUAAAAUGCAUGAGAAUAACUUUAUUUAAGAUUAAGAUGAAUCAUCCUCAAGAGUUUAUCAGAUCAUAACUACUCUCCUUAGGUCCAUUAAUAUAUUAUGCUAGUAAACUGUCAUGAGACCACUUUGGUACCUCUUUUUUGAAAGACGACAGUGAAAAGGAUGGAUAAAUUCUCAAUAUAAGACAGAAAGAUGUUUGAAGAGAAGGACAGCAAGACAGCCAGAAAUGUGACAAUAAUGCGAUGAAAAUGUGUAGAGAAAAUAAUAGAGAAUAAAUUACAGAAGAAUCUUAUCUUCUUUUCUAUUUUGCUUGUGUGACAGUGUAGAGCUGACAGUUGACGUGUGAGUCAGCGAAAGUCGGUGUUCACAAUGUGUCAAUGUAUUCACAGCAGCUCUCUCUCUCAGACACAGAGAGAGAGAGAGAGAGAGAGAGAGAGAACUGGCACAGCAGGAACUGGCAACGAGAGCAGACGGGUGUGACAUUCUUACUAUGAGUACCGUGAAAGACACACAUAUACUUUCUGUCUUUCACAGAUGCACACAUGAACACACACAGUUUAUUUCAUAAGGAGACAAACAGCUUUGCUAUGCUGUGUCGUAUCUGAGCUGUCUGGGAUAUGUGAUGCUAACGAAGGCUAACACAGUAUCAGACAGCCGCUCCACACAGAGUGAGUAUGUCAGAGAAACAGAAACUACAACAGCACUGUGAUAAAAACAGCCAAAUCAUAUGCCCCGUAGUCCUGGACUGUCAGCGCCAAAAUAUUACUUCACAUAGUCCGCUGCUUCACCAAGCUAUCUCUAGCUUUUUAUCUGGUGAGACAGAUGUGUCAGUCUCUCAAGUUUGCUUGAAAAAAAACUGGCAGCUCUGCAGUUAAUUAAAUUAAUGACUGAAAGAGUCAUUUCUCCACGUUUCACUGUCGCUUCACACAACCAAUAUCCUGGCUGUCAGCAAGUGUCAGCAAAACAACAAGUGUCAGGAAAACCUACAAAUAACUGUUGUGCUGAUUAUAUUUUAGAAGCAAACAAAUACUUAAAUACUCAAGUAAAAGUGUGAAUACAGCUUCAGACUUUUUGCCCAAGUUGAAUACAAAAGAUACAACAAUUGAAGACUGACUGGAGUGGAACCCCCUGUGGACUUCUGCUUUUGUAGCCCAAUCGCCUCAAGGUUUGAUAUUGUUGUGUGUUCUGAGAUGCUUUUCUGUUCACCACGGAUGUAAUGCGUGGUUAUUUGCAUUAUCAGCUUUGGCCAUUCUCUGACCUUUCUCAUAAACAAGGUGUUUCCGCCCACAGAACUGCAGAUCACUGGAUGUUUUUUGUUUUUUUGGACCAUUCUGUGUAAACUCUAGAGACUGUCCUGCAUGAAAAUUUCAGAAGAUCAGCAGUUUCUGAAAUAUUCAAACCAGCCCUUCUGGCUACAACAACCAUGCCACAGUCAAAAUCACUGAGAUCACAUUGUCUGAUGUUUGAUGUGAACAUUGAGUGAAGCUCGUGACAUGCGUGACAGCAAGCGCUGCUGCCAUGUGAUUGGCCGAUAGCAUAACUACAUGAAUGAGCAGUUGUACAGGUGUUCCUAAUAAAGUGGCCUGUAAGUGUAUUCAUGAUAUUUUAUUAACUCCUAAUUAUUGAGGUCAAAGUCUGAUUCUGCCAUAUUAUCACCGGAAGUAUCUCUGUCUAUUUUUAUCAUGCACUACUAAUGACUGUUUAUUUGAUUAAAGUUCACAUGGUAAGAGUUUUACGAUUACUGGAAACCUUGCAGAAAAACCUGGUGUUUAUUUCCGGAAAUAUUUUAUCUCUUCAUAAAACUUUAUGAUGGGAAUAACACUGGCAGUGGUACACAAAGACAGAUUUCAGUUUCAGAGUUUAGCUAUAAAACCCCACCUUCAGGUUCAAUCUUCAGAUGAAGAGCCCACAACCAGGCUGCUCAAGACAAGUCCUCUUACAAAGAAGUUAAGUAGGAUAUAGCAUUUCAUUCUGAGAUAAACAAGAAAUAAGAAGAUUUUGGUACUUCCCAACUAAUAGAGGGUGGAUAAUGACAGAAAGAAUGGCAGAGAGAGGAUCUUUCUCUGAAGCGGACCUCUCAUGUCCUGUGUGCCACCAUAUCUACAUGGAUCCUGUCAUGUUGUCUUGUAGUCAUAGCUUCUGUAAGGUUUGCUUGGCAAAAUGCUGGCAGAAGAAAAAAUCUCUUAAAUGUCCUUUGUGCAAGAAACGCUCUUCCAAAAUGUUGCCUCCGCCAAACUUGCACUUAAAAAUGUUGUGUGACAGAUUUCGUCUGGACAAAAACAAGUCAGAUGCAUCUGAGAAUUUGUGCAGGCUGCAUGAGGAGAACCUCAAGCUCUUCUGCCUCGAGGACAAAGAGCCGGUGUGUGUUGUGUGUCAAGCCUCAAAAAGGCACAGCAACCACAGUUUCAGACCACUGGAUGAGGUGGCACAAGAACACAGGGAGGAGGUUAAAUGUAAACUGAAACCCCUGCAAGACAAGUUUAAUUCGUUUCUAAAGGCAAAAAGGACUUGUGAUCUUAACUUACAACACAUUAAGAACCAGACUCAACACACAGAAAAGCGAAUUAAAGACGAGUUUGAGAAACUUCACCAAUUUCUACAAGAUGAAGAGACGAAGCAAAUAUCUGCACUGAAGAAGGAGGAGAAGGAGAAAAGCCAGAUGUUAAAUGAAAAAUUCAACUUAAUAAACAAUGAGAUUUUAAAGCUUUCAGACACUAUCAAAUCUAUCCUAGAUGAAUUAGCAACCAAGGACACGUCUUUUCUUAAGAACUACAAAGUUACUCUGGAAAGAACUGAGUAUGAGCCGAAGGAUACUGAAAUAGAGUCCGAAUCACUGAUUGAUGUGGCAAAGCAUCUGGGUAACCUGCGGUUUAGAGUGUGGGAGAAGAUGAAAGAAAUAGUUGAAUACUAUCCUGUGAUUCUAAACCCUAACACCGCACACCCGCGUCUCAAUCUGUCUGACGACCUGACUACGUUUGUGUGCCAAGAUCAGCAUGAGCAGCUACCUGAAAACCCAGAGAGAUUUGGACAUCAUUUGUGGGUCCUAGGCUCUGAGGGCUUUAACUCAGGGACUCACUGCUGGGAGAUCGAGGUGGAAAACAGUGUGGAAUGGACUCUAGGUGUUGUGACAGGCUAUGUAGGAAAAAGACAUUUCUACAGUGCAGGUGUAUGGAAAAGCCAUUACCAAAAUGCUACGUAUGGUGCCAGUGCCUCUGGAGGGUCUACAACCAUCCUCAAAUUGACGAAGGACCUGCAGAGGAUCAGAGUGCAGCUGGACUUGGACCACGGAUAUGUAUCAUUCUCAGACUCCAUCACCGGUCACAAUCUAAAAACCUUUUUCUGCAGUUUUACAGACAGAGUCUAUCCAUACUUCUGCAAUCAGUGUUUACUUUAUCCUCUGAGAAUUUUACCAGAGGAGACUUUUGUCAGUGUAGAACAGUCUGGUUGCAGUACAUAUAAACUUGCUUGUGAUAGCACGGACUCUUCUGCUUAGGUGUGUACAUGGUUGCAAGAGAGAGAAAGGGAAAAAACAAAGAAUGGCAGGCUAUUUACACAUUAGUAAACUUCUUGAUGCUUGGCAUUCAUUACAGUUUUUUCAUCCACUAGUCACAGGAAUAACAUUUUAUUGCUUAUCAUGUCAUGCCAGUUUAACAAUACAACUGCAGUGAAUUUAUACUUUUACGGAUGCAAUUUAAAUUGUAAAAAUCUUUUAAAAAUAAUACACAAAGUUGGUCUACCGAGCAUCGCGAUAGAAAAGCAUUUGCCCUAGCUUUCAAACUUGCGAUCUCCCUACAGCCAUCACUGGCUGGGAGUCAAGAGAGUAAAACUGGCCGUGCUGUCUGUGUGGGAGGGUUGGCAUACUCUCUCUCUCUCUCUGCCUUCUAUCAUAGCAACACUAGCGAAUCAUGGGCGUCUGUGAGCUCAUAUAUGCGGAAGAGAGUAGAUAGCUCUUACUUUCGAGUGUUUUACGCUGUCCUAUGACGCAACAUGACCAGUUUGAAAAUCCGCAGUUGGUUGCCUUUUCACGUGUCUCACAGGAAGCAUGUGUUAGCCGUCACCCUCCUAGCAGAGAGACAGUGGGUGGGAAUUGGCAAGAAAAUGGGGGAAAAAACCUACAAAUUUUCAUUUUAUUAUUUGGCCAUUUACAUUUGCAGUUAUUAAAAUUAUGUUUAAUUACAUUUGUUUAUUGUGACUAGGUGACAUCAUAUCAUACUCCCUCUGCAGCACAGAGUGUAAACACACGUGUAAUUACACAACCCACACUGGACAGUCUAAUGAAAAGGACGCUUAGAUCGAUCUCUGUUCACUGAGAGACAGAAAGACACUCGAGAGAGAUGGAGGAUACCACAUGGGAUGCUAAUGAGAAGGAUGCUUCCAUCGAUAUCCAUUCAGAAAGAGAGACUCAAGUGAGGUGGGAAUCACCACAUGGUGCUUUCUAUCAGGUACAGCAGGUUUUGCGGUGCUCAUUCUCUCACUCACUUUCUCAGGAGACAGCUGAAUCAUGCAGAGGAGCAAACUAAGUCAAAUAUGCUCUUACCCUAUUUGAGUAAUUUUGUGGUUUUCAUUCCAUUUCCACUGACUUUUCCCUAAUUGCUUCUCAAGAGAAUGUGGAUUCUAUGUGUUUGGAUGUAUUUCCUUUCAUUAUACAAUGCAAAACAAAUCUGAAGAACCUGAACUGCAUACUAAAUUGUAAAACAGUGUACAGUCAUAAUUAAGUGCAGGGCUACAAUGUUUUCUUGGUUUAUGAAAAAGAGAUUUUGUAAUGUAGCAGACAUUCAAUAAGGCAGAAAUCACUCGGCCAUAUCAUACAUCCUUUCUGUCCAAGACGACAAAUUACCUCUCAGAAAUCAUACUGCAAGCUGGUAGAGUGCUGGAUUUUUAAAGACAUGUUCAAUAAAAAAAAAAUUACUUCAUGUAGAAGUCUACUGUUACAUGUAUAUUGUUAUGGUGUACAGAAUGAUGUGUGUAUUAUAUAGGCUCGGUCAGUAGUGUGGGUGGAACUAAAGGAUCACACAAGGUUAAUUCCAUUAAGAUAAAUACAAAUGACGAGGAAAGCAAACUUGUUCACGGCCAGCGAUCACUUUCUAAGCCAAACCCAUUAAAUCAUUAACAGUCAUCCUGGAAGCUGGUAUACUAGAAAAAUGUGCUAAACGUGAUAUUAUCUCCUAUCACCAUUUGGAGAAUGGACUUCAGAUCUGUUAACAGCAGGCAAAAUGCACAUACGUAGGCAUCAAGUAACUAUUAAUGGAUAAUAAUGUUUUUUUCUCAAUACAAAUGGCCAUAAUGGGUUAAAAGGUAUCAUGUAGACACAUGGUUGGGAAUUGAACCCGAGCCGCAGUGGUGAG